Messenger RNA from Microthlaspi erraticum, 741 nucleotides. NCBI's taxonomy places the organism in Eukaryota, Viridiplantae, Streptophyta, Magnoliopsida, Brassicales, Brassicaceae. The record is from the annotation of a GenBank genome assembly.
AUGGCCGCCAAAUUUCCCGGAGUGAUCGCUUUGUUCGACGUCGACGGUACUCUCACAGCUCCUAGGAAGGAAGCUACUCCAGAAUUGCUUGCUUUCAUCCGAGAAUUGCGCAAGGUCGUCACUAUCGGAGUCGUCGGUGGAUCUGAUCUAAGUAAGAUCUCUGAGCAGCUUGGGAAAACAGUCACUACCGACUAUGAUUAUUGUUUCUCUGAGAAUGGUCUUGUUGCCCAAAAAGAUGGGAAAUCCAUUGGAAUCCAGAGCCUGAAGCUGCACCUUGGAGAAGAUAAACUCAAGGAGUUGAUAAAUUUCUGUCUGCACUACAUUGCUGACUUGGAUAUUCCAAUUAAAAGGGGUACAUUUAUAGAAUUCCGAAAUGGGAUGCUCAAUGUAUCACCGAUUGGUCGCAACUGCAGCCAAGAAGAAAGAGACGAAUUCGAGAGAUAUGAUAAGGUUCAAAACAUUCGAUCAAAGAUGGUGGCUGAACUUCGUGAGCGGUUUGCGCAUCUUAACCUCACUUUCUCGAUUGGAGGACAGAUUAGCUUCGAUGUCUUCCCUAAAGGUUGGGAUAAAACUUACUGCUUGCAAUACCUUGAGGACUUCAAUGAAAUUCAUUUCUUCGGUGACAAAACCUAUGAGGGUGGAAACGAUUAUGAAAUCUACGAAUCACCAAAAACAAUUGGUCAUUCAGUCACGAGUCCAGAUGACACCAUGGCAAAAUGCAAGGCUCUGUUCAUGUCUUGA